Molecule: messenger RNA, 744 nt
Organism: Vicia villosa (hairy vetch)
Lineage: Eukaryota; Viridiplantae; Streptophyta; Magnoliopsida; Fabales; Fabaceae
Product: large ribosomal subunit protein uL6m-like
Exons: 2
Coding region: 168-476 (102 amino acids)
Biological process (GO): translation
Cellular component (GO): ribosome
Molecular function (GO): rRNA binding; structural constituent of ribosome
Source: RefSeq, a predicted model, not a curated record
UACAAUGAAACCCCUGAAGCAACAAAGUUCACUCACUAGCUUUGUCAUAUCAGAAACAAGUUGGAGUCAGCUCAGAAUUCAACUGCCCGGAAAUUGCAGGCCGAGUUGUCGUCGGCCGCCAGAAACAGCGAUAAACUCUACCAGGAAACUGAUUUGCUUUGGAAUUAAUGGAGGCCAAAUUUUUCCGCUUUCUUAAGAUUGUGGGUGUUGGAUACAAAGCUAGAGCCGAAUCUGCAGGGCGUCUAUUGUAUCUCAAAUUGGGUUACAGUCAUGAGGUGGAAUUAUCAGCGCCUCCUGCUGUCCGUGUUUUCUGCUUUAAAAACAAUGUAAUUUGUUGCACUGGAAUAGACAAGCAAAGGGUGCAUCAGUUUGCUGCUACUGUUCGCAACUGUAAGCCACCCGAAGUUUACAAAGGCAAGGGCAUAAUGUAUACUGACGAAGUUAUCAAGAAAAAACAAGGAAAGAAGUCUAAAUGAUCAUACAAUCUCAGCCGAUUUCUUGAUGUCUAUGGCUCAGGUGUACAUUGGCUAAACUCUGCAGAAUUGUUUCAUCUAGUCUUUGAACAAUUUCACCAUUAGAAUUCUUAAACAGAGCAUUUUUUCUGCUUCACUAUGAUUGAUAUGUAACACUAGAAUUUAUCUUUGUUGAGACAUUUUAUCUGUCUAAUAAUACCAAAAAAUCAUGAAUUUGAAUAUACUUACUUUUAAUGAAUGCCUAUGAUAUUUUUGUGGUUGUUGAAUUUCA